GAUUAGUCCUAGUACCUGUACAAAACUAGCAGUUGGCGACAAACAAAGGAUAAUUGUGAGGGUUAUUGAGGGAAUUCCGGGAGAUCCGGCAACGCGGCCCGCCAGACCAGUCACCAACCCGGACCAAUCAGCGGUUCACACGAAAUCUGCCACGUUUUUGGUGUCCCCCCGUCACGGCGAAGAACCGCCGCACACACACAAGUCCAGUCAGCCAGCGAAUCGACGACGUACCACGUAUACCACGAUGUUUCCACGGUUGCUGUUGUGUUUGGCCGUCGCGGCGCAGGCAUUCGCCGCCGACGACAUUAAAACGGACGAGGGUGUGCUGGUAUUGACCAAGGGCAACUUCAAAACCGCUAUUGCCGACAACGAGUACGUCCUUGUGGAGUUCUAUGCACCAUGGUGCGGCCACUGCAAAGCCCUCGCCCCCGAAUACGUGAAGGCGGCCAAGACCCUGGCCGACAAGGAAUCGUCCAUCAAGCUGGCCAAAGUCGACGCCACCGAGGAACAGGAACUGGCCGAGGAGCACGGCGUCCGCGGCUAUCCCACGCUCAAGUUCUUCAGGAACGGCAACCCGAUUGAAUACAACGGUGGCAGACAAGCCGACGACAUCGUCGCCUGGGUAGAAAAGAAGACUGGACCCGCCGCCAAGGAUCUGAAGACCGUCGACGAGGCCAAGGAGUUCAUCGAAGCCAACAAUGUGGCCGUCAUCGGUUUCUUCAAGGAUCAGACCAGCGACAAAGCUAAGGCGUUCUUGAGCACCGCCGCCAUCAUCGACGACCAGCCCUUCGCCAUCACCUCCGAGGACGCCAUCUUCACCGAGUACGGCGCCGAGUGCGGAUCCAUCAUUCUCUUCAAGAAGUUCGACGAGAAGAAGGUCGCCUUCGAGGGCGAAUCCACCGAAGCCAACAUCAAGAAAUUCGUCCAGACCAACGCCCUGCCCCUCAUCAUCGAAUUCAACCACGACACCGCCCAAAAGAUCUUCGGCGGCGAAAUCAAGUCCCACCUACUCUUGUUCCUCAACAAGGGUGAAGACCACUUCGAAAAGGUGUCCGAAGCUGCCCGUUCCGUCGCCAAGCCAUUCCGCGACCAAGUGCUGUUCGUCACCAUCGACUCGAGCGAAGAAGACCACCAGAGGAUCCUCGAGUUCUUCGGCAUGAAGAAGGAGGAAGUACCGGCCGCACGUCUGAUCAAAUUGGAGGAAGACAUGGCCAAGUACAAGCCAGAGAGCGACGACCUCAGCUCCGAAUCCAUCCAGAAAUUCGUCACCGACUUCUUGGACGGCAAACUCAAGCAACACCUGCUCAGCCAGGACAUCCCCGAGGACUGGGACAAGGCUCCAGUUAAGGUUUUGGUGGCCAACAACUUCGACGAAGUGGCCUUGAACGCCGACAAAAACGUGCUGGUCGAAUUCUACGCCCCAUGGUGCGGACACUGUAAACAACUCGCCCCCAUCUACGACAAAGUCGGCGAACACUUCAAGGAUAACGAUGAUGUUGUAAUCGCCAAGAUGGACGCCACAGCCAACGAGCUGGAGCACACCAAAAUCACCAGCUUCCCAACCCUCAAGUUGUACGCCAAGGGCGACAACAAGGUAAUCGAGUACAACGGCCCCAGGACGUUCGAGGCCAUGGUGAAGUUCGUCGAGACCGACGGUGCCGACGGUGCUGGCGGCGACGUGCCCAUUGAGGAGGAGCACGAGGAUGAUGAUUCGCCCAGGAAGGACGAGUUGUAAUUUUUUUUUUAAGUGUACAGUUGAUGAUAUUGUCUCCCAUUUUUUACGGUCGAUUCGUUUCGUGUUUUUAGGGGCAUAUAUUUAUUUAAUCGCGUAAGGAAACAUAAUAGACUGGUUGUGACAUGUUUUUCUGCCGCAUGUUUCUAUGUUGUUCGUUUUCUGUUAACUAACAUUCCUACUUUCUAUUUGUACAAUUAAUAAAAUCACGUUUGCUUAUUUUUUUAUAAUUGUGUAUUUUUUAAGGCAGAUCUCUGAUUGUGUAUAUUUUAUGAAUGACUUUUUAUAUUUGUUCCAACACCUACAAAUAAAUUAAUAUAAUUUGUGUA
This is a messenger RNA of Aethina tumida (small hive beetle), 2061 nucleotides long. It is a transcript of the gene Pdi, whose product is annotated as protein disulfide-isomerase. Gene Ontology annotation, biological process: protein folding; response to endoplasmic reticulum stress. Gene Ontology annotation, molecular function: protein disulfide isomerase activity. Lineage: Eukaryota; Metazoa; Arthropoda; Insecta; Coleoptera; Nitidulidae. The record is from RefSeq and is a predicted model, not a curated record. Gene Ontology annotation, cellular component: endoplasmic reticulum. The transcript is spliced from 4 exons. The coding region runs from base 245 to 1735 and encodes 496 amino acids.